AUGUCCGGAAACUCCAGCGUCGGAACCUCUGCCGUCUACGAGGCUGGCGAUCAGCGCAACUACAAAGCCGGCGAGGACCCCAGCAUCCCUGACCGCUUCCACGAGGGCAAGGAGAACUCUCACAAGGCUCAAGAUUCCAAGGACGAGCGCUCCAUUGCCAACAAGCUCGAACGUGAGUCCCAGCGCGAGCAUGAGAAGGAACGCAAAGACCCCGAGACGGAGAUGUCGCAGAAGGACUCUACGCUGCCUGCGCUGGCGCACGGCAACAAGCCUUCCAAGGGAGCCAAGAUCGACCAGGAGCUGAGGGAAGAGGAGGAGGAGGAGCUCAAGAAGAAGGGCAAGAAAUAA
Molecule: messenger RNA, 348 nt
Organism: Periconia digitata
Lineage: Eukaryota; Fungi; Ascomycota; Dothideomycetes; Pleosporales; Periconiaceae
Source: the annotation of a GenBank genome assembly